Molecule: messenger RNA, 885 nt
Organism: Aspergillus welwitschiae
Lineage: Eukaryota; Fungi; Ascomycota; Eurotiomycetes; Eurotiales; Aspergillaceae
Product: SDR family oxidoreductase
Exons: 3
Coding region: 1-885 (294 amino acids)
Molecular function (GO): oxidoreductase activity, acting on the CH-OH group of donors, NAD or NADP as acceptor
Source: RefSeq, a predicted model, not a curated record
AUGUCUGACUCCCAGGUUGAUCCCGACCAGUUCACCCGUGCGGGCUGUAUAACACAGAAAUACUACCGCGACGUCUAUUCCACCAUCGAUCCGUCACGGCCAGAGCUGUCCCAGAAAGAUAGAGUAACCAUCGUCACAGGCGCAGGAAAGGGAAUUGGUCGAGCUAUCGCGCGAGCACACGCCCAGUCCGGCGUCAAGGGAUUAGUCCUUAUGACUCAGUCUGCUCAGUCGGCUGAGGAGACGAAAGCAGUUUUGCAAGCCGAAUUCCCCUCUGUUGAAGUGCUGGCUCUUCCCACGGAUAUCACCGAUGAGAAGGCAGUAGCGCAGACCUUCGACACUAUCAAAAACCACUUUGGCGUCGCUCACACCUUGAUCAACAACGCUGGAGUCUUUUCCUCGAUAGCACCCGUUGCCCAAUCGGACUCCAACACCUGGUGGAAAGACUUUGAGGUCAAUGUACGGGGGACAUACCUUGUCACUGCGGCAUACCUGCGUCUGAUCGCCUCUGAGAGCGCUGAUUUUCGGCCCACCGUGGUCAACCUCAUUUCCACCAUUAGCCUCACGCCGCCUGGAUUGAGCAGUUACUUCAUCAGUAAACUGGCUGUGGCCAAAUUCACCGAGUUCAUCACAGCUGAGAACCCCCGGGUCGCCACCUACAGCCUCUCCCCGGGUAUCGUACAUACCAGCAUGACGCUGGAUUCAUUUAAGCCAUUUGCUAGAGACACUGCGGAACUCCCAGGUGCCGUUACGGUUUACUUGGCUGUGAAACGUCCGCAAUACCUCAAUGGACGUCACCUAUCCUCCAAUUGGGAUCUAGCAGAGCUUGAAGCUAAGGAAACGGAGUUGUCCUCGUCAGAUGCCCUGAAAUUAGGCCAGUUAAUCUGA